Molecule: messenger RNA, 4141 nt
Organism: Vespula pensylvanica (western yellowjacket)
Lineage: Eukaryota; Metazoa; Arthropoda; Insecta; Hymenoptera; Vespidae
Product: zinc finger matrin-type protein CG9776-like
Exons: 9
Coding region: 185-3820 (1211 amino acids)
Biological process (GO): negative regulation of DNA-templated transcription; positive regulation of DNA-templated transcription
Cellular component (GO): nucleoplasm
Molecular function (GO): zinc ion binding; nucleic acid binding
Source: RefSeq, a predicted model, not a curated record
UACUGUAUAAGUCGCCAUUACGUUUUGGCUUCAUCUAUUCGCUUGGAAAGUCGCAAUGUGUUGUCUGACCAAGCAUUUUUGACAUUUUAAUUUCGUGAUAGCAAAUGAUUACGAAAUAACGAACAGUCGAAGAUAAGUUGCAAUUUUAUAUAUUACAGGAGGACUGCAUUAACAAAAAUAGAAGAUGGAACAAGAAUCUAGACGUAAAGGUCCUAGGAGUCCCAGUGCUGAUUCGGAUGAUUCAUCACAUAGAAGACGAUCAAGAAAAUAUGAUAGAUCUCCAUCUCCCAGACGAUCCAGAUAUCGAAGAUCUAGAUCAAGAGAUAGAAGAUCACGUUCAAGUUCCAGAGAUCGAAGAAGGAAAGAAACAAAUCGUUCACAACAAGAAUGGAAACAACAAACAUCUUCACAAUCUCAAAGUGCAGCUGCUAAUCCUGCUGGCUCUAGUGGUUAUGUUCCUCCUGUUCAUAAUCAAUAUCAGGCACCUCCACCUCCAAAUACAAGUCAACCACCCCCACCUUUACCUGCAUAUAAUCAAGGAUACAAUAAUUACAACUAUAACUACGGGCAAGGAUACGAUUACAGCUAUCAGCAACCAACUAGUUAUCGCAGUGAUUAUCCUCCACCGAAUUGGCAAGGAAAUCAGGUACCAUAUAACAACCAACAACAACCACCACCACCUCCUACAUUGACAACGCAGCAAGAAUCAACACGAGCUGUGGAUAGUGGAUCUUCUAGUUUAGUAACAUCUUUAGCAAGACCUGAGGAUGCAAAAAAAGAAGCCAUCGCAGCUGAAGUGAAACAACAAAAAGCAACGCUAGCUAAGCAACGUGAGGAAUAUGUCAAGAAAUCGGCAACAUUACAACGUGAGCUGGAGAUUUUACGACAACAAUGUGAUGAGAUUGGUAAAGAAGGUGGCAGAGAGAACAAUCGUAUAAUAAAAGAAAAUCAAAAACUUCAGAUUGAAAUACAAAAUAAAAUGAAGUCAAUACAUAAUGUGAUUGAUAUGCUCACUGGAAUCAUUGGUGAUAAAGCCACAGUAGAUGAUUUAAAAAGCAAGUUUAAAUUAGAAUUGAAUAAACGCUCAAAAAGUCCAAAAGAAGACUUCCCUACAGGAAAGUCUGAUUCACCCGACAGAUCAUCAGUUACGGAUUCCGAUAAAGAAUGUAAAGCUGAUAGAGAAGGUAGAGAAAGGAGAUCUCCUGAAGAUUCUAAACCCAUGUACAAUUUCGUACAUUAUGAUCCAGAAAUGCAUUGGUGCAAAGUUUGCGAUAUAUUCCCUAAAACGGCAAAGGAAUAUUUGAAUCAUCUUCAUAGCAAUGAGCACAAAGAAGUUUGCUUAGAACGCAAGAUAGUUGAUAUGCCAUGGCAUGAGCAGAAUGGAGAAGGAACAGAAAAAGAAGUGCCCUUUUAUCCAGGACUACCAACGAAAAGAACACCAAUCAAAGGACUACAGUUCUUCAGUGCAGCAACUGCAUGGUACUGUAAGCUCUGUAAUUCCUGGAUCGGAGAUCUUCAUUGCGCGAGUUUGCAUCUGAAAUCCAAGAGGCAUUCUGAGAAUUUCUCUCGGUUUGUUGAACAAAAUCCACAUUGGGAAACGGACUGGAUGGCAGAUCGCGAGAAAGCUUUUUCAGAAGAAAAACACAAACAAAUACAAAUGGAAUUACAAAAACAAAAAGAUGAUGAUCCACCACCAAAGUCCAAAAAAUCUAAGAAAAAUAAGAAGAAGUCGAAAAAGUCUAAGAAACGUAGAAAUAGGAGUAGUGCUAGCGAUACGUCUAGCGAAUCAGAGAAUUCAGAGUCUGAUUCCGAUCAAGAUAUGUCCAAGAGUAUACGCGUUGCUAUGAGAAAUAAAAUGAAAGCUUCUACUCAAGCAAUCCUAAAUGAAGAAAUCGAUUAUCAUAGAAUCAAAUUAAAAGGUCAUUGGUCAAAAAAUGUACAAGUUCAUCAAGCAACUACACCAGAACAACAACCUGUAGAAGCAGACGAUCGACAACUUUUAAAUUCAAUCAGAGAUAAACUAAAAGCUAAGCAAGAGGAAGAAAUGAAAUCUAUAAGUAAUAGAACACAAAGUCAAGAAAAAAUGAUAAUGGAAGAAGAAGAAGAAGAACAAGAGCAAAGUAGCUUUUCUAAAAAAUCUGAAAGUUUGGAAGCAUGGGGUCCAAAAGAACCACCAAAACCAUUUUGGAUUAAAAAAGAGGAAGACAAAGUACAACCUCUACCGAGCAAACCAAUCGAAUUACCUAAACCAGAAGAGAUGCCUAAACCACACAUGGGCUUUUGGACGAAACAACAGGUGAAUAUGACUCUUAAACCAUCGGAAAGUAAAGGCACUGAAAAAGAAGAAGAAAGAGAACGCGAGAGAGACAGAUAUAAAGAUGAUCGCGAUCGUAAAUAUGAUAGAAGAGAAGAUAAAUAUGAUCGAUACAGUAGAUAUGACAGAAGACGAGGAAGAGAUCGAGAUAGGGAUAGGGAAAGGGAUCGGGAAAGAGACAGGGAGAGAGAUUAUUAUGAGGAUAGACGAAAGCGAGAUGUAAAUGAAUCACCGAGACGAGAAAGAAGCUGGCGCGACAGUCCAAAAAGAAAUUAUGAGAAAUAUGAUAAGGAUAGAAGAGAUGAUAAUUCGUCGAAUGACGAAUCGAAAUUUGAGAAAAAGACAAAUGAAUCGGCUUCUAAAUCAAAAAAAGGUGGUGUUCAAUCUAAAAAGUCAGCACAGGUGGCAAAGGGUAAAUUACCUUUUAUUGGUAGAUUACCGCUAUUUAAGAAGAAAACCGAAGAACCAAAGUUACCUGAAAAGGAUAUUGCUCCGUUACCUUAUCAACAAAGCAAAUUUGAAGAUACUCCUAAAGUUCCGAAUGAAAUUAUAAAUCCACCGGGAGUAGUACAUAUAACAAAAUUGGCAACACCGGUUAAUUUAAAUAAUAAUGCAAAUCAAGCAAAUAAAACUCCACCAAUGAAGAUAUUAGUUGCCCCGCCUCCACCUGUUUUAAAUGAAUCGAAACCGACGCAACAGGUUGUCGAUAUGGAGAUCGAAGAUCAGUCUGAAGAAACUGUCAUUGAGCAACCAAUGAUAGAGCAACAAAAACAAACACAAAGUACAACAAAAGUGACAGUACCGUCUCAUCCUCCUCCUCCUUUAAAUCGGCCACCACCAUCGUUCCCUUCAAAUCAACAACAACAACAACAACCACAAUCACAACAGCAACCAACGUCACAGGCACAGCCACAGCAACAACAGCAGCAGCAGCAGCAGCCUCAACAACAACAUAUACAAAAUAGGCCGACAUUUACUCCAAGUAGACCUAUGCCACCUCCGUUUAUGUCUACUCCACCGCCGUUUAUGCAAACUGCACCACGUUUCCCACCUCAUCAAGUUUUGCGGCCUCCUAUGCAACCACAUCCGCCAUUCGUUACGAAUCCUCCACCUCAAAUUCAGAAUCCUCCAACCUUUAUUACAAAUCAUCAAAAUCCUCCACCUCCCACGUUACCUUCUGUGGAAACGGUAACUCAUGAUAUAUCGGAUAUACCAGAACCUACCGAGAAACGACCAGAUCCAAGCAUUCCUUUACCUGACGAUUUACAAGAAGCUUUGAAUAUUAUCUUUCCUAAAGAAGAAACAGAGAGUAAACAGCAAAGUCAGCAAGAAAGUAACGUUAUGUAUUCAUCUAUGUAUAGUAUGUUAGGCUGCGUUGGAUAUGGACCAGAAUACAUGGAUCAACCACCGCCCGAGAUAACUCAAGCGGAAGUCGAAGCUGAUACGCAACCUGGGCCUGAUGAUCUAAAGAUGUUAGGUAUCGACGAAGGAGACACAAUUCUAUAACAUUGUUCAUAGAUAAUUUAAUCUUCGCAUUAAAAUACAAAGAUUUUUUAUGAUAAGGCAAGAUUAAGUAAAAGCCAUUCUUAGGUAAAUCACUUUGAUUCAUUGUCUCGUUAUUAGACACUAUUCAGCUAUUCUUUUGCUUUAAGAGUUGCAUUAUGUUGUUCAGACUAAGGAAGAGAAUGUAUAACAAAAUCAGAACUCGAGUGGUUAUUCUGAUAACUCGGCACACGACUAUUUCAUGGAAGAAUUUUAAUCAAUGUCAUUCAUUGUUAUUGAUUAUGUCAUUCCUUGUGAACACAAAUAGAGUUUUCACCAAGAUAA